GUAAUUAAAACGAGCGAUUAAUUUGAUAUAAGUUCAGAACUCAUAAACUUUAAAUCCUGAUUCAGCGUUCGAUAAUAUCUGAGAAAAAAUUCUACAUGCCCAAAACAAUUCACACACAUAGGUACCUAAGCAAAACUUCAUCAUCUAUAUAAAGAGAACUCCUAAUAGACCAAAAUGCAAACCAAAUUAAACCACAUAUCAAUUAAAAUUGAAAUAAUAAAAAUGUUGAAGCCUCAACUUCAACAAUCUACAAAAACCCUAAUUCCAUCUUGGAAUACUAGUACAUUAUUCUUAGCCUCUUUUCCCAUAAAUAUUUUUAAUAAAAACUUUAUACUUAAAAAAAAGAAUAAUUUUAGGGUUCAUCAUAAUUAUAAUGGUGCAAAUACCAUUAAGGCUGUGCUUAAUUCUACUGAAAAAUCCAUAGGUGUUAAAGCUGUGGUGACUGUCCAAAAACAAGUUAAUUUAAAUUUAUCAAGAGGACUUGAUGAUAUUGGUGAUUUACUUGGUAAAUCACUACUUCUAUGGAUUGUUGCUGCUGAACUUGAUCAUAAGACUGGACUCGAAAAGCCAAGCAUUAGGUCAUAUGCUCAUCGUGGACUAGAUGUGGAUGGUGACACAUAUUAUGAGGCUGAUUUUGUAAUUCCUGAAGACUUUGGGGAGGUUGGUGCAAUUUUAGUAGAAAAUGAGCACCACAAGGAAAUGUAUGUGAAAAAUAUAGUAAUUGACGGUUUUGUCCAUGGCAAAGUUGAAAUUACAUGCAACUCUUGGGUUCAUUCCAAAUUUGAUAAUCCUGAUAAAAGGAUUUUCUUCACAAAUAAGUCAUAUUUACCAUCUCAAACCCCAAGUGGAGUAAUUAGGUUAAGAGAGGAAGAACUCGUGACAUUAAGAGGUGAUGGAGUUGGAGAAAGAAAAGUAUUUGAGAGGAUUUAUGAUUAUGAUGUUUAUAAUGAUCUCGGAGAAGUCGAUAGUAAUAAUGAUGAUGCUAAAAGACCAAUACUUGGUGGAAAAAAAUUACCAUAUCCUAGAAGGUGUAGAACCGGUCGACAAAGAAGUAAAAAAGAUCCAUUAUAUGAAACAAGGAGUAACUUUGUGUAUGUACCAAGAGAUGAAGCAUUUUCAGCAGUGAAGAGUUUAACAUUCUCCGGCAACACCGUUUACUCCGCCCUACACGCGGUGGUGCCGGCAUUGGAAUCGGUCGUAUCCGAUCCCGACCUAGGGUUUCCACAUUUUCCGGCCAUUGACUCGCUUUUCAAUGUGGGUGUCGAUAUGCCAGGACUUAGUGAUAAAAAAAGUAGUCUUUUUAACAUCGUACCAAGGCUUAUUAAGUCUAUUUCUGAAACUGGAAAAGAUGUCUUGCUCUUUGAAUCUCCUCAAUUGGUCCAAAGGGACACAUUUUCUUGGUUUAGAGAUGUGGAAUUUGCUAGACAAACCUUAGCUGGUUUGAAUCCAUAUAGUAUCCGAUUGGUUACGGAAUGGCCAUUGAGGAGCAAGCUAGACCCUAAGGUGUAUGGACCUCCUGAAUCAGAAAUCACAAAAGAGCUUAUUGAGAAUGAAAUUGGAAACAAUAUGACUGUUGAACAGGCCGUUCAACAAAAGAAGUUGUUCAUCCUCGAUUAUCAUGAUUUGUUAUUGCCAUAUGUGAACAAAGUGAAUGAACUCAAAGGGUCAGUAUUAUAUGGAUCAAGAACUAUAUUCUUCUUGACACCUCAUGGCACAUUGAAACCUUUGGCCAUUGAGCUAACUAGGCCACCAAUAGAUGACAAACCUCAAUGGAAGGAAGUUUAUUCCCCAAAUGAUUGGAAUGCCACUGGGGCUUGGCUAUGGAAAUUGGCUAAAGCUCAUGUUCUUUCUCAUGACUCUGGAUAUCAUCAACUAGUUAGUCACUGGCUAAGAACUCAUUGUUGUACAGAGCCAUAUAUUAUUGCAACAAAUAGGCAACUAAGUGCAAUGCAUCCAAUAUAUAGAUUGUUGCAUCCUCAUUUCAGAUACACAAUGGAGAUAAAUGCCUUAGCUAGAGAAGCACUUAUUAAUGCUAAUGGAAUUAUUGAGAGUACAUUUUUCCCAGGCAAGUAUUCAAUGGAGUUGAGUUCUAUUGCCUAUGGUCUUGAAUGGAGAUUUGACCAAGAGGCACUCCCACAAAACCUUAUUAGUAGGGUAUUGGCAGAGGAAGAUCCAAAUGAACCACAUGGCUUGAAACUAGCAAUAGAAGAUUACCCUUUUGCUAAUGAUGGUUUAGUACUUUGGGACAUACUUAAACAAUGGGUAACAAAUUAUGUAAACCAUUAUUAUCCACAAACAAAUCUCAUUGAAUCUGAUAAAGAACUCCAAGCUUGGUGGUCAGAGAUUAAAAAUGUUGGACAUGGUGACAAGAAAGAUGAGCCAUGGUGGCCAGAGUUAAAAACUCCAAAUGACUUAAUUGGUAUUAUCACAACAAUAGUUUGGGUAACUUCUGGCCAUCAUGCAGCUGUUAACUUUGGCCAAUAUAGCUAUGGAGGGGGAGGCACAAAACAACACAAGUAGGAUACAACACCUACAAGGAUCGACUUCAAGACAAUCAACCAAAUAUACUUCACCAAUUUACCAAAAGAAAUUCACCACUAUAUUAACCAAGCUCAAAUCAGCAACACAUCAAUUGAAUCACAAGCAAAUAUGAAUUAUAAAUACGCAAGUGACACACAAGAUUUAUACGUGGAAAACCCCUUCGGUAUGAAGGAUAAAAACCACGGGACUUGAAGGAGUCCACCCUUCUUCUUCUCUUAUUAUGCAAAUUGAGGGUAAAAACACCCAACUCAGUCUACAAGGAUGUCACAGCCCACCAACAACAACAUACAUAAGAGCCAACACAAAAGAGAAGAGAAAUUGGGAAAUAUCACCAAGAAAAACGCAGGUUACGCCAGCAGCAAUAACAGACGAUCAAGAACUCCGAUUGACGAUCUGAACGGUCAAGAUGUAGUGCUAUGUGUUGUGAACCAGCUGUGAAAAUUUCAGAACGAUCCAACGGUCGGAUCUCCGGAAAACUGAAAUUUUGUCAAGGCUGUCCAGAAAGUCUGCACUCCAACCCUCUCUCAAA
Molecule: messenger RNA, 3070 nt
Organism: Solanum pennellii
Lineage: Eukaryota; Viridiplantae; Streptophyta; Magnoliopsida; Solanales; Solanaceae
Product: linoleate 13S-lipoxygenase 2-1, chloroplastic-like
Exons: 10
Coding region: 175-2520 (781 amino acids)
Biological process (GO): lipid oxidation
Molecular function (GO): protein binding; metal ion binding; oxidoreductase activity, acting on single donors with incorporation of molecular oxygen, incorporation of two atoms of oxygen
Source: RefSeq, a predicted model, not a curated record